Molecule: messenger RNA, 3465 nt
Organism: Halichondria panicea
Lineage: Eukaryota; Metazoa; Porifera; Demospongiae; Suberitida; Halichondriidae
Product: mucin-2-like
Exons: 11
Coding region: 138-3332 (1064 amino acids)
Biological process (GO): positive regulation of mRNA splicing, via spliceosome
Cellular component (GO): spliceosomal complex
Molecular function (GO): RNA binding
Source: RefSeq, a predicted model, not a curated record
AGGUCGUCACCCACAUGGCUUAUUAACCCACGUGGCCUACAAAGCCACUUGUAACAGAUUUGAAGUACCCCAAGCAACUGACUGAGAAGGUCUGCAUGCUCUGAAGCUGCUUUGUGGAUUGCAUAGUCAUUAACUAUAUGGCUAGUGUGAGCAGUUCUAACUCCAGCACCAAACGUAGGUGCCGUGGCCUUCUCUCCACGGUCAACUUCAAGAGUGUACAGCGUACGACCCCCAGUGGACCACCCCCUGGUAUUGAUAUGUCGUCCAUCGUACCUUCAGUGAGACCAUCAGGCCUGGGUCGGGGGAUCCUGAACACAGGAGAAGGUAGACGACGUGUUAAAUCAGCUACAUGUAGUGAAGUGCAUGUUGAUAACAUCCCUGCAUCUACUUUUGAGAGAGUUUUGCAGAAGAAAUUCUGCAGAGCUGGGCACGUAGAAGAAGUAAGAAUUAUUCGCUCAAGCAACAGCAAGACAACUUAUGGGUUUGUUCGUUUCUCUAGAUUCUCUGAGGCCGAAGAGGCCGUGAGGAUAAUGAAUGGAGUGUUGUUGGACGGUAAGCAGCUGGUCGUUACUAUUGCCAAGUCGAGGUCAAGGGCAACACAAGCAGUUUCUGAUCCAUUCUCAGCCACCUCCAGUGAAGGAGAGACACACUCGUCCAAAGAAGAGAUCAGACAAACACAUGACAAAGGAAGGAUCGUCCCUACCCUCUUAUCGAAGACUACUGUCCCUAGUAAUACGAAUUGUACCUCGAUUGCAAGAACCAAGUCAUAUAAUAAUGCAUCUCCUCCAACUCUGUCAACAUCGACUACUAACAAGAGCCCUGCACACAGUGACAGUGAACACAUUAUACCUGUGAUGACUUCACCUGUGACGCCACUGCCAUCACUGCCAGUAUGUGAGAAUGGAGAUUGUAAGAAAGUCAACCAAACACCGUCUUCACUAGAGACUGCUACACAACCUAGCGAUGCAAAGACUGCAGGCAUGCCACCACUGGAAGUAACAAGCUAUGGUAGAGGCUUUUCUAGGCUACUAAUCAGCAAAGAUAAAAGUUUGCUACAGCAACGAAAGAGCAGUGAUACUGGAACAAGGACAAUGAGUUCACCCAAACCUGGUCGUAUUGGUCGAGGUAAAUCUCUAUUGCAGCUAGUUCAACAACAUCACACACUACCACAAGAAGAAGAUGUAGUCUCAAGUUCCAAUGAAUUUUGCGAAACUACUAAGCCUGAACUGACACUAUCAGAUACAACAGAUUCUAUAGACAGUGCAUCAACUGAAAGAUUAGAAUUGCCUACGUUACCCCCCACAGCGGACAGCUGUGAGCCCCCUACAAUGGUCAAUAUUGAUGAUAUGGUGCCCCCUGAAGAGGACAUCCCUGAGCCCCCUACAAUGGUCGAUAUUGAGGUUAUGGUGCCCCCCACGGAAGACAGCUCUGGACCCCCCAAAGUGGUCAAUAUUGAUGCUAAGGUGCCUCCCACAGAGGACAGCUCUGAGCCCCCUACAAUUGUCAAUAUUGAUGCUAUGGGGCCCCCUACAGUGGAAAACUCUGAGCCCCCUACAGUGGCCAAUAUUGAUGCUAUGGUGCCCCCCACAGAGGACAUAUCUGAACCCCCCACAGAUGAUGAAGUACACCCUACCACAGUGGAUACUGAUUCGGCCAUUGAAGACCUACAAUUUGAACUGCCCAUUCUGGACACUAGCGACCUUUUGACCCUCCCCUCACAGUUGUUUGAGUUUAAUCGCUCCGAGUUUUUCCAGCUACCAACAGCUGCCAACGACCCACCUCUUUGUGACAAGCCAGAGAUGGAACAAUUUCUUACUGAGGGUAAAAUUGAAAUAAGAGAAAGUGAAAGGUCUCAAAGGAGUACGGACAAUAAUGAACAGUCACAUAAUGAAGCUUCACUAUCUGUUACGGAGUCAUCUCUCACUUCAAGUGGUAAAAAGAUGAUCAAAAUGGCGGCUGUGUUUCCAUCAUCGUCUACUCCCCUCAAAACCACCCUAGUUUCUAAAAUGCCUGCACAAACUGAAUUUAAUAACCAAGAAAACAUGUCUGAUAUUGAACAAGACUUACCAGUAAUGGCGGAAGUUGAGAUACAAAGUAGCAAGAAUGAAAUCGAUGAAAGUUUGAGUACCGAUGUUGUUGUUGAGGAUUACCAUGGAAAUUGCGAUUUGGUUGGUAUUGAAGGUGAUAUGGUCGACCAAGUGUCUGCUUUGUUAAGUAAUAAUAUCGAGAUUGGUUCUGUUCAAUUGGAAGUCGCUUCCGUAGGUAUUGUGCACAAUUUGGAUUUGGAAAUGAACUUGAGUUGUGCAGAGGAUGAGACCACCUCCCCUGUACCGAGUUGUGCAGAGGAUAAGACCACCUUCCCUGUACCGAGUUGUGCAGAGGAUGAGACCACCUUCCGUGUACCGAGUUGUGCGGAGGAUGAGACCACCUCCCCUGUACGCGUACCGAGUUGUGUGGAGGACGAGACCACCUCCCCUGUACCGAGUUGUGCAGAAGAUGAGACUACCUCCCCUGUACCGAGUUGUGCAGAGGACGAGACCACCUCCCCUGUACCGAGUUGUGCAGAGGAUGAGACCACCUCCCCUGUACCGAGUUGUGCAGAGGAUGAGACCACCUUCCCUGUACGAGUACCGAGUUGUGCAGAGGACGAGACCACCUCCCCUGUACGAGUACCGAGUUGUGCAGAGGGAGAAACCACCUCCCCUGUACGCGUACUCAAUGAGAUAGCGUCUGAUGAAGAGUCCAGUGAGGACGAAGGCAGUGGUGUGGGGACGAGGGGGCGUGGUAGAGAUGAAGUAGAGAAGUCCAUCGCCACUUACCAAAGAAACACACAUCGUUGGCAGACUGAUCUAAAGCGGCUUCAGAUGAAGAUAGUCGCCAUGGAGACAGGGCUGGAGGAACGUCACACUGAGCAUGCCCAGACUGAAGUCGGACCAUUAGAGGAGCUCUCUGACCAAAGGCAAAUAGAGCUGGACACCAUUGCACGACUGGAGUCCCAGUACAUUCUCAGGGAGGAGCAAACAAAGAUGAGUGCCCUCCGGAGACAGCAAACAUUGGAGACAAUUCGUGAGCAGUACAGUGGGGAUAGGACAGGUCUACUAGAGGUAUGUACACGCAGUGGGGAUAGGACAGGUCUACUAGAGGUACGUACACGCAGUGGGGAUAGGACAGGUCUACUAGAGGUACGUACACGCAGUGGGAAUAGGACAGGUCUACUAGAGAUUGAGCUGGCUAUUGAGAACGAGGAGGCUAGGGCUAAACUGGAGCUGACCAAGCUGAAACUGAAAGUGCUACAACUGAAAGAGGAGUUGUACGCAACAUUGGACUCAUAAUUUCUCCCAUUGCAGACUAUAGUGUUGUGUUUUUCCUAUGUGCAUCUUAUUAUCCCAAUAUCAUCAGUUGACAUUUAUAAUUGUGAUUCAUUAUUUUAUGUUUGAGGCAAAUAUUUACUCAAAAAUUGGUAAA